GAUGAAGAUUCAGACGAUGAUGAUGCCUCGUUUAUCCGAAGACGCCGCGAGGCUGUCGAGGAACCUGCCAAGGAAACAGCUGAACAAAUCGCUGAGAGCGUCACAACCAUUCCCACCACCAGCUCAGUAACAACCACCCGUAAGCCGGUGCUCGUCCUAAUACGUGAUGCACUCAAAAAGGUCACCGCGGAGUUGCCCACGGAGCAGGUGGCCAACAAUGCCCUACAGUAUUUCCAGCUGUUCGAGCACUUUAUACAGCAAACCAUCGAGCAGGUCAUUGAUGCUGCUGAUGACGAUGAGGAGGAGCCAGCAGCAACUGCUACCACCGUCGCAACUGUCACGGAGGAGGAGAAGGACAAGCACCCCGAGAUGCCAGAGACGCAGCCCGAAAAGCAAUCCGAGUUGGCUGCAGCUGUAACUGCAGCUCCUGUCGAAAAUACGGCCCAGCCCGCGGAGCCGGCAAUUGCUAGCAAUGCAGUCUAG
Molecule: messenger RNA, 483 nt
Organism: Drosophila novamexicana
Lineage: Eukaryota; Metazoa; Arthropoda; Insecta; Diptera; Drosophilidae
Exons: 2
Source: RefSeq, a predicted model, not a curated record